Molecule: messenger RNA, 3109 nt
Organism: Chanos chanos (milkfish)
Lineage: Eukaryota; Metazoa; Chordata; Actinopteri; Gonorynchiformes; Chanidae
Gene: usp53b
Product: ubiquitin specific peptidase 53b
Exons: 17
Coding region: 1-3054 (1017 amino acids)
Biological process (GO): sensory perception of sound; response to auditory stimulus; protein deubiquitination
Cellular component (GO): cell-cell junction
Molecular function (GO): cysteine-type deubiquitinase activity
Source: RefSeq, a predicted model, not a curated record
AUGGCAUGGGUCAAGCUGUUUAAGAAGCCUGGUGCAGCAGGGGGGCUGGGGGGAGCCGGGAUGCCGGGGGGAGGACUGGGGAAGUCGUACCAGCCAGGCUCCAUGCUGUCCCUGGCCCUGACCAAAGGCCUUCUGAACGAACCGGGCCAGAACAGCUGCUUCCUCAACAGUGCCGUACAGGUUCUGUGGCAGCUGGAUGUGUUUAGGAGGAGUCUGAGACAACUCUCCGCCCACUACUGCCUCAGGGACGCAUGUAUCUUUUGCGCUCUGAAGAGUAUCUUUAGUCAGUUUCAGCAGAGUCGUGAGCGAGCGUUGCCGUCGGAUACGCUGCGUCAUGCCCUGGCAGAGACCUUUAAAGACGAGCAGAGGUUUCAGCUUGGGCUCAUGGACGACGCAGCUGAGUGCUUUGAGAACAUUCUAGAGCGGAUCCACAUGCACCUUGUCUCCGACUCCUCUGAGAUCUGCACCGCACGCUCCUGCAUCACUCAUCAGAAAUUCGCCAUGACGCUCUAUGAACAGUUUGUGUGUCGGAGUUGCGGAGCGUCCUCUGAUCCUCUACCGUUCACUGAGCUGGUUCAUUACGUCUCCACAACGGCUCUUUGUCAACAGGUGGAGCGGGUUUUAGAGCGGAGCGAGCGUCUGAGGUCAGAUAUGUUUGGAGAACUGCUGCAGGCAGCAAAUACCAUCGGUGACCUCCGAACCUGCCCGAGUAAGUGUGGCCAGAGUAUUAAGAUUCGUCGCGUUCUGAUGAACUGCCCUGAGAUUGUGACCAUUGGGUUUGUGUGGGACUCUGAGCAGUCCGACCUGACCGAGAACGUCAUUCACUCCCUGGGCUCCCAGCUCAACCUCUCUGGGCUUUUCUAUCGCGUGACGGACGAAAACGCCAAAAAGAGAGACCUUCACCUGGUCGGACUGAUCUGUUACUCUAACCGACACUACUUAGCCUUCGCUUACCACAGCAAGUCUUCCAAAUGGAUCUUCUUCGACGACGCCACCGUUAAAGAGAUUGGCACCAAGUGGAAGGACGUAGCGUCCAAAUGCAUCCGUGGUCAUUUCCAGCCUCUCCUGCUGUUCUAUGCCAACCCAGAGGGCACCGCUGUGUCCAACGAGGACGCCCCCAGACACACCGUUGUCUGGUCCCGAUGUAAACCCCCCCUCAACGGGGAGGGGACUGCUGACGGACAGCUCUCAGGGCCAAUGAGACUGGACAGGGGAAGAGAGACCUCCCUACGGACCAAUCAGGGAUCUCACAGACCGGUGCUGCAGUCAUCUGCCAACAGACUCAAAGGGCUUUCGGGGAGUCCAGGCCGCCUGAGAGAGAGAUCACAGAGAGGGGGAGAGAUGCAGCGAAAGGAAACGGAGAAAAACCAUCAGAGAACAGAGCACAGAGAUGUCACAUAUCCUGGGUCGACUUCCCCCUCUGAGAACGGCCUCAAAUCGCACUCGGAGCAGAGGUCACGUAACCUCCAGGUCAGGGGGUCAUCUCGGCCUCUUCACCCCAGGGGUUCUCCCCAAGAGUCACGCAGGCAUCCCGGCAUUCCCGGCGACGGGGGCAGGCGCCACGACUCUUCCUCCGGCGGCCACCGCGAGCCGGACGCGACGGAGCGGGGGAGGAGCCGGUCGUCAUGGAGACCUGUGAGAGAGGUGUUGAACGUGGACAGAGUUCUGAGCGAGCUGGAGAGGCGGAGGCAGCAGCAGCAGGUGGGCAGCCCACGCUGCGCGCGCUCUGCCGGCCAGGAGAGGGCGCUGUUGGACCGCAAACAGAAAGGACUGAUGACCAUUUAUGAGGAUGAGUCUCGACACGAGACGGAAAGCCGCAGCUCCCAGGAAUCUCAGAAAGGGACGCGGCAAGAGUCGCAGCCCAAAGGGGGCGCUAACGCAUCUGCGCGCAGAGAUAACUGGACCAUCCAGCGCACGGAAUCGGGUUACGAGAGCAGCGAUCGGCUUAGCAGCGGAUCCACUAACCCAGACUCUCCUGGCGUGGAGAAUCUGGCUGGAAAAGAAAUCCGGUCAACGCCAGAGGCUGAGCAUCUGAGGGGCCGGCCCGAGCCCAGGACUGACCCUGGGCGUUCUGCCUCUCUCUACCACAGUAAACAUCUUCUGAAAAAUCAGGCCAAGAACCCAGAGCAGUUGGCAAGAUGCAGUCCAAGUUCAAGGAGAAAGCUGAAGUACGGAGGAUCCUGCAGUUCCAGGAGAGGAAAUAACACAGAGAGGGAUCCGAACGGCACUGAACCGUGGACGGAGCCGCAGGAAGUUCCCGCGAGGACGUGUCACCCUCACCCUGACGCUGGCUCCCUGCGUCACCUCGCCAAGAUCAGCAGCUCCGAGUGCAACAGCUCGGACGAACUGACCAAUCAGCUCUCGGAGCAAGAGGACAGCGCCUACCGCUCGAGCACGAGCGAGACCGCUCUUCCCGAAUCACCCCGCCCCUCACGCGCCGCCUACCCAUUAAAGCCACACCCAGACUCUCCGCUGACCACUCCCCCACCGCACCCCAAACACACCCCCGGCUCAGCCAACGGCAGCCGCCCGCCCCCUUUCCGACCACGCCUCCUCCAGAGUCCCCGCCCCUCCCACAAGAGCACCGCUCCGGCCCACGCCGGAAACACCCACCGCAGGACAGAACCCGCCGGCACGUGGCCAAAGUGCUCGGACGUCAGCUCCAAAUCCGGAUCGGACCACGAGAGGGGCGAUCAGGGGUCCACAGAGGGCGAGGAGAGGUCCCAUGGCUCGGAUCGUUUGGAGCGCCCGUCCACAGAGCCUCAGGGUCCCGCAGUGGCUCUGACCACCUAUUUCUCAGUGGACAACUGCAUGACGGACACCUACAGACUCAAGUAUCACCACCAGAGGCCCCUGGUCUUCUCUCUACCUGACGCAAAGGCAGGAGGCCGCGGGAGUGAGCCCCGGGACCCCGCCCACUCCGCUCACACAGACAGCCACUCCUCAUCUGAACACAGCAAAACCAGGCCUGACACAGGUCACAGCAGCAAUAAGGCCACGGCCAAAUGGAACGCGGUGGUUCCGAAGGGUCUGGACGAGCAUGGCUUUCUCUGAGGCCAACGGUGUGAUGUUGUGUGAUAGGUGAUAUGCAUCAGGCGUUUAUACCGAA